This is a messenger RNA of Trichomycterus rosablanca, 2806 nucleotides long. RefSeq names its product methylenetetrahydrofolate reductase (NAD(P)H) (gene mthfr). Lineage: Eukaryota; Metazoa; Chordata; Actinopteri; Siluriformes; Trichomycteridae. The record is from RefSeq and is a predicted model, not a curated record. The coding region runs from base 95 to 2068 and encodes 657 amino acids. Gene Ontology annotation, molecular function: FAD binding; methylenetetrahydrofolate reductase [NAD(P)H] activity. Gene Ontology annotation, cellular component: cytosol. Gene Ontology annotation, biological process: tetrahydrofolate interconversion. The transcript has 12 exons.
AGCUGGUGCCCUGAUGCUGCCUAAAACUAUAGUCCGAACGGUGUAAUACCAGUUAUUUCAUACGGAAAUACCAGGAAAAAGUAUUUAAGAUAUCAUGGUGAAUCAGAGAGUCGACACCGGCUGGCAGGGAUGUAAAAGUGACUCGAGCGGUGCCAGUAACAGCGGAGAAAGCUCCAAAGAGAGUUCACGAUGUUCUACUCCAGUUGGGGAGGCGGAUCGCGGAGACAGACUGAGGGACAAGAUGAGGAGACGGAUCGAGUCUGGGGACCGCUGGUUUUCCCUGGAGUUUUUUCCUCCUCGCACCGCUGGUGGAGCGGUCAAUCUUAUAUCCAGAUUCGACCGCAUGGGAUCUGGCGGGCCUCUCUUCAUCGACAUCACGUGGCACCCAGCGGGCGACCCCGGCUCCGACAAAGAGACCUCGUCCAUGAUGAUCGCAAGCACGGCAGUCAACUACUGCGGCCUAGAAAGCGUCCUCCACCUGACCUGCUGCAAGCAAACGAAAGAGAAGCUCACGUCCUACCUGAGCAAGGCUAAGCACCUCGGAUUGAAAAACAUCAUGGCGCUAAGAGGAGAUCCAGUGGGAGCAGACUGGGAGGAAGAAGAGGGAGGGUUUAACUACGCUGUAGACCUGGUGAAGCACAUUCGAACAGAAUUCGAUGACUACUUUGACGUCUGUGUCGCUGGCUACCCGACUGGACAUCCAGAGGCCACAAGCUAUGAAGAUGACCUGAAACACUUGAAAGAGAAAGUAGACGCUGGAGCACACUUCAUCGUCACGCAGCUUUUCUUCAGAGCAGAGACGUUUCUCAAAUUCCUCAAGGACUGCAGAGCUAUAGGCAUCACCUGUCCAGUUCUACCUGGCAUUUUCCCCCUACAGGGCUACCACUCACUACGCCAACUUGUCAAGCUGUCAAAAUUGGAGGUGCCAGAGGAGAUCAUGCAGGUGAUCGAGCCCAUAAAGGACAACGACGCUGCCAUUAGGAACUACGGCAUCCAUCAUGCUGUGGAAAUGUGCAAGGUGCUACUAGACAGUGGCAACGUACCUGGCCUGCAUUUCUAUACGCUCAACAGAGAGGUGGCCACCAUCGAUGUGCUCCGGCAGAUCGGCUUAUGGGCCGAGGAUCCUCGGCGACCUCUGCCCUGGGCUGUCAGCGCUCAUCCAAAACGGAAGGUGGAAGACGUCAGGCCGAUCUUUUGGGCAACAAGGCCCAAGAGUUACAUCUACAGAACGCAGGACUGGGAUGAUUUUCCCAAUGGAAGAUGGGGGAACUCCUCGUCUCCAGCUUUCGGUGAGCUGACAGAUUACUAUCUAUUCUACCUGAAGAGCAAAUCUCCCAAAGAGGCCUUAUUAAAGAUGUGGGGUGAGGAGCUGACCAGCGAGAAGAGCGUGUAUGAAGUCUUCACCAAUUACAUCAUAGCACAGCCCAAUCAGAAUGGACACAAGGUCAUGUGUCUUCCAUGGAACGAUGACCCUCUGGCUCCCGAGACAAACAUGCUAAAGGACGAGCUGGAGAAAGUGAACCGCAGAGGCGUCCUCACCAUCAACUCUCAGCCCGCCAUUAACGGCAAGCCUUCUUCAGAUCCCAUUGUGGGCUGGGGCCCGCCGGGCGGAUAUGUCUUCCAAAAGGCAUACCUGGAGUUCUUCACAUCAAGUGAAAAUGUAAACGCUCUUCUUGAAGUCCUAAAGAAAUAUGAACCACGUGUGAACUAUCACAUAGUAAAUGUACAGGGGAAGAAUAUUACAAACGCCCCCGACAUGCAGCCCAAUGCUGUAACCUGGGGGAUUUUCCCAGGAAGGGAAAUCGUCCAGCCAACAGUAGUGGAUCCUGUCAGCUUUAUGUACUGGAAGGAUGAGGCGUUUGCUCUGUGGAUCGAGCAGUGGGGGAAACUGUACGAGGACGAAUCCCCCUCCCGAAUGAUCAUCCAGUACAUCCACGACAACUACUUUUUAGUCAACCUGGUGGACAACGACUUUCCUUUACAGAACUGCCUGUGGCAGGUCAUCGACGAUAUGUUCGAACUGCUGGAUGUACCGCCUGAACCUCUGGAUCAAGUAAACGCACAAUAGCUCACCUGCUGCUAGUAAAAGACUGGAAAUGUAUUAGAAAACAUUAUUUAUACUUUCAGAACGUUGAGUUUGUACACUAAAGACUGUAUCGUGCGUAAUGCUGGGAGGAUUUUUUUUUAUUAUGAUUAAACUGUAUCAUGACAUAAUAUGGUUAUAAACCAUAAUACAAAUAAGAAUAAUAUGAAAAAUAAUUUGCCUUAAUAUUGACGUGGCACUUAUUAAUAACAAGUUAUUACUGUGACUUUACCUGAUUGUUUUUAAAGCUAUUUAUAUACAGUGUGUUGGUGAUGUGUGUUGCAUGUCCAAAGUCCAAGGCUGUAGAGGAUUUUUCUUGAACGUUUGCCAACUGGAACACGAAUACAAAUACUACAGCAAGGUUGCUGUGUUUUACAGAGACUGGAUUAAAAGAAAACACACAUUGUACUGUGGAACUGUGGAAAAAAACAGGGCUAUAAAUAUUGGCAUUUGUGAUUACUGGUGUAAUCGGACAACUUUGAUGUCGUUUGGUGUAUUUUGCCCUUUUUUAUUUACUCGUUUUUUGGUUCCAGUUUUGGUGCAUUGCUGGUAAAAGAGAGCACAAUAAAAUACAUAACAGGUCAUGACUUGACAUGCAGUUUUUCAUUUUCAUUAUUUUUUAUAGUAAUAAAUGUUAUGACAUCAUAAUUCAAUGGUUAUUUGAUGCAAUGAAUUGUUUGCAUCUGACUGUAUUACUAAAUAAAGUACCGUAUUAAAAAGCCA